Messenger RNA from Tachyglossus aculeatus (Australian echidna), 4060 nucleotides. RefSeq names its product transmembrane protein 132C (gene TMEM132C). NCBI's taxonomy places the organism in Eukaryota, Metazoa, Chordata, Mammalia, Monotremata, Tachyglossidae. The transcript is spliced from 7 exons. The coding region runs from base 46 to 2358 and encodes 770 amino acids. The record is from RefSeq and is a predicted model, not a curated record.
GAUCCUUGCAGGGCCAAGGUGAAGAAGGGAGUGAAUAUCCUCAGCAUGAAGUCAAGUGACCCACAGCAUUGGGAUGUAAAGCAGGAAUUGGGAAAUGGUGGAAAACACUCAACCGCGACAAUUGUUUGCCAGCGGGUGGUGCCAAGUUUGAGGAACAGGAGCAAUAGUCUUUUGAAUGAAGUCGCGCAGAUGAACUUUGAAAUAGCCAGUUUCAGCAGCCUGUCUGGGACCCAGUCAAUCACAUGGCAGGUAGACUACCCUCGGAAAGGCACCACUGACAUUGCUAUCUCAGAAAUUUUCAUCAGCCAGAAGGACCUCGUGGGAAUUGUCCCGCUGGCCAUGGACACGGAAAUUCUGAAUACAGCCAUUCUCACUGGGAAGACGGUAGCGGUGCCUAUCAAAGUGGUUUCCAUAGAAGAGAAUAGCGCUGUGGCGGACAUUUCAGAAUUGGUGGAGUGCAAGUCUUCCGAUGAGGACGUCAUCAAAGUGUCUGACAGAUGUGACUAUGUUUUCGUCAAUGGCAAAGAAAUGAAAGGCCAGGUUGAUGCGGUAGUGAACUUCACCUACCAAUAUCUCAGCGCCCCUCUGCAGAUGACAGUGUGGGUGCCCCGCCUGCCGCUUCAGAUUGAAAUCUCCGACGUGGAGCUGAGCCAAAUCAAAGGCUGGAGGGUGCCCAUUGUUUCCAAUAAGAGACCCACACGAGACAGUGACGACGACGACGAGGAUGAGAGGAGGGGCAGGGGCUGUGCCCUCCAGUUCCAGCAUGCCACCGUGAGGGUGCUGACCCAAUUUGUAGCCGAAGGCCCCAAUCCCUGGGGGCAGCCCUCAUAUUUGCUCAGCUCCAACUGGCACUUUGACAUCAGCGACCUGGUAACGGACUUCAUGAAACUGGAGGAGCCUCAUGUAGCCAAACUGCAGGACGGGAAGAUUUUGAUCGGAAAGGAAGUUGGUAUGACGACAGUACAGGUUCUGUCGCCGCUUUCAGACACCAUCCUGGCCGAGAAGACGGUGACGGUGCGGGAUGACAAGGUGACGGUCACAGACCUGGGUGUUCAGCUGGUCACUGGACUCUCUGUCAUCCUUCAGUCCAGCUCCAAGAAUCAUAAGGUUAUCCUGGCCACAGCCACGGCCCUGGAGCUGCUGCAUUCUCCCAAACAGGAAGCCGUGGUCAGCACGUGGAUCCAGUUCAGCGACGGCUCAGUGACUCCGCUGGACAUUUACGAUCCCAAAGAUUUCUCCCUCUCGGCCACCUCCCUGGACCAGUCCAUCGUAUCGGCCCGUCAGGACCCCGCCCUGAGGUGGCCGGUUGUGGUGGCCGAAGGGGAAGGCCAGGGCCCCCUGGUCAAAACGGACCUGAUGAUCUCGGAGACCUGCCAGAAAUCCAAGCGGAAGAGCGUGCUGGCGGUGGGGACGGGCAGCAUCAGGGUCAAGUUCGGGCAGAACGACGCAGGGUCCCACCCCGGUCCCGACUACGACGGCGAUGAGAUCGAGAACCACGCCAGUGACCGCCGGCAGAAGGUCCAGGAGCCAGAGCGGUCUGGACAGGACGGCCGCUAUUUCGGAGGCUCCCCCGUGGACCGGGAAGAAGGCGCCCUGCGGAAGGUCAGCACCACCGCGAGGGCCACGAUCGAUAACAGGGUGGUGAAAAACAGCAAGCUGGACGGGGGCAGGCUCGCGGGCGACGGCCAGUUGCAAAACAUCCCCAUCGACUUCACCAACUUCCCCGCUCAAGUCGAUCUUCCCAAGAGCCACGGAGACCUGGAGGAGGAUGACCUGGUGCCGACCCCCAAGGGCCUCAGUGACCUGGAGAUCGGGAUGUACGCGCUCUUGGGGGUCUUCUGCUUGGCCAUCGUGGUCUUCCUGAUCAACUGCGCCACUUUCGCCCUGAAGUAUCGGCACAAGCAAGUCCCCGCGGAAGGGCAGGCCCCCAUGACUCACUCCCACGACUGGGUCUGGCUUGGGAACGAGGCCGAGCUGUUGGAGAACGCCGGAGACCCGUCCCACCGGCAGGACGAGCGCACCACCGUUAUAGACCGGGGCCUGGGUUACGAGGAGAGCAACCACCUCCUCGACGGCGGCGGUCAGAAGAACGUGCAGAGCCAGUUCCACAGACCCGCGGACUCGGGGGGAAAGCCAGGGAAAGAACAGAGACCCGAACCUUUGCACUCCCCCACCUCCAAGCGGAAGCGGGUAAAAUUCACCACGUUCACCACCAUCCCUCCGGACGACAGCUGCCCCACCGUCAACUCUAUCGUGGGUGGCAACGAUGAUGACAUCAAAUGGGUGGGCCAGGAUUUGGGCCUGGGAGACUCCAAAGAACUGAGAAACUAUCUGGAGAAAUUCAAAGACAAAGCAUAGCCCUCUCCGGAUAAAGGGUCCGUCACACCUCGAUGCCUUCAGUUCUACAGUGCAGAGGGAGAUCGGAAACGAUUCGAAAGCGGGGUGAUCAGAUGUGCGGGAAACGGGGGGGGAGGGAAAGCACCCUCAAACCACGGGGAGGCUUCUGUAGUUGGCCAAAUCCCUUCCGCCAAAAGAGUAUUUCAACAGCGGACGACCCCGAGGUUUGGCAGAUCAGGACGAUGGACUUUCAGAAAGGACCGAUACGAUGAACUGGGCAAGGUGAGGUUAUGAAAAUUAUUUUAUGGGUCAAAAAAGAAUACAGACAAGUUACCAAAAAUGAUUUGUAAAAAAAAAAAAAAAAGUCAAUAAAAAGAGACAGAAACGAUACACUGUUUAUAUUUCUAAUAAAGCAUCAAAAUAUAAAAAUAGGACCUGCUAAGAGACUUUUUGCAUUUUAACCCAAAAUGUAUUUCUUCUUCUGAAGAUAAGCCCUCGGUGUUACGAAUGGAGGGAAGAGAAGACUAUUCCUGAACUGGAGGCGCUCUUUUCCUUCUGGAGCUGGAUUAUUUCCUGAAUCUCUCUUCAGAAUUGGGUCUUUUCUUUCUAUCUCUUUUUAAAUACUUGAUUCCAUUAAGUUUCUGAGGACCUAGCAGUAAUUGUUUUUCCAAAUUAACCGUGAAUUACAUUCGUUCUCAUCGGGCAACCUCCUAGAAGUAGGAUAGAUUAAUCCUUUCAGUGUGCUAUCUCCAAUGAAGUGGGACCCAUUGGUUUCUCGGUAGCUGAAACCUCUUAACAGAGAUUGUAACAGUUGUACAACCAAUCUUUCCAUGUUUUUUUCUGAGGUUAUCGUGGUUGUCCUGGAAACAUGAUAGUUGGUUGAACUGGUACUAAGGCAAGCCCUCCCUCUUUGUCAUGGUGUAAGCUUCUCCCUGCAGCCCACUCCCAACUUACAAGUUGCUCUUCUUAUCACAGAGUGAUCAGGUCUGCACAUUUACCCAUCUGUGCUUAAACCUUAGGAUUUCAGUUCCCAACAAAGAUGAUGAAGGAGGGGGAAUUAUGUUUAGGAGUUGGAUAACAAGUUCUUAAUCACCCAUCUAAUCAGUCAAGUAUUUUUAUUGAGCGACGUCAAUUUCCAGAGCAUUCUCAACUAAGUGCUUGGGAAAAGAGUCCUCUCACAAGCAAAAGAUAGUCUCUGUCCUUAAGGAACCUUCAGUGUAAUGGGGGAGUCCCCCAAUACGUAGAGAUGGUUCCUUUGAGUCUCACUGAAGAUGCUCAGAGCGGAAAUUAAACGGAGGCAAGAGAUGACGGGUGCGAGCACAGACUGAGAAUCUGCUAGAUUUUUAACAGUAUUUUUGUCCAGCACCACAGUGAAACUGAUCAUCUACAGUGAAGUGAAUUAUUCAUAGUAAAGAAGACCUCAAUUGGCUAUAAUCCCUUUUGUAAUUGACAAUCCUAAACCCUUCCUUCACUGCAGCCUUCUUAAAGAAAAGGGAAACGUCUUGCAGUAUUCAACCUUGCCAUUCCUUGCAUUACCGAUCCAAUUCUUUUCCAUUAUUUGAAAUGAUGAUUUCGAAGACAAGGACCCUGGAAUCUGGUAACGUGUAGCUAGAUCUUUUAGCAAGAUGCUCCUAGAAUGUGUUGUAGACUGAAAGAAUGUAAUAUUUAUUUAUCCAUGUGCUAUAAAUUGUAAUUAAAUUGCUUUCAUGCCUUGACAAAUGAA